UACGAGUGAUGUAGUUUAUAAAUAAGUCUUUCGAAAUUUGUAAAUCAUUUUACUUUUGUACUUUAAAAUAAUGAAAUUUCUAUAUUCCAUUAUAUACCAAUUUAUAUUUCUAAAAAUGAUCUUAAGUUAGUACCAUAACUAUGACCCGUGCAACGCACGAAGGGAAAGAGAAAAAAAGGAAAAAUAAAAGUUGAGCACACCCCAUAGCCUAACCAGACUACCAGAGUUGUGAGGCGCCUGCGUGUCACCCGUCAAGCACUCUUAAACCACCCACAAACAUAGCUUAGUUUGGAGAAAUUCAAGGGAGACAAGCCCUAACCAGUUUGGCCGGCAGCCGGAAAAGCUGUGUUACAACAUUCUCAUGAAUCCCUUCCGAAACCCCAACGCUCAGCUUCCAUUAAUGAAUCUCGUGAGGCUUAAAGGUGUUCCCAUUUUGGAGCAGUUGCAUUUGGAGGAGCGACUGUUAAGGACCUCGUCCGAUAAUUGGUGCAUCAUCAACGACGGAACCGAUCAACCCACCAUCGUUAUGGGCGUCUCUGGGAAACCUACUCAACUGAUUGAAGUUCAUUCUGUUUUACAAGAUAAGGUUCCAGUCAUCAAGAGGUUUACUGGUGGAGGCACAGUGAUUGUUGAUAAUGGCACUAUAUUUGCAUCCUUCAUAUGCAAUAAGGAAGCCGUUCCAGGUGUACAACCAUAUCCCCAACCUAUCAUGUCAUGGAGCAAUAUAUUAUACAAAAAUGUGUUUCAAGGCAUUGGAGAUUUCGCUCUUCGUGAAAAUGAUUAUGUAUUUGGCAACCAUAAGUUUGGUGGGAAUGCACAGUCUAUCACAAAAAACAGGUGGAUUCAUCAUACAUCGUUUUUAUGGGAUUUCGAAACACCAAACAUGGCUUACCUCAAACUUCCAAAACGAGCUCCUGACUAUAGACAGGCAAGAGGGCAUUUGGAGUUCAUAUGCAGACUGAAGGACUACAUGUCCAGAACAGCCUUCAUCGAUAAGACCAUAGAUGCAGCCAGAAGUUAUUUUUCUGUGAGAUUACCGGAGCUUGAAGAAAUUCAACGAGACACGUUGAGCAUCAAAUUUACACCUGCUUCUAGGCUUGUUACAUGUGAGGAGUUGGAGAAAGAGGCUGCCAUUGUUGGGGUAACUAGCACCAAACAGACAAGAUGAUUUUGGGGCCCUUAAUUUUCUGAUUUUUGGUACAGAGGAAGUAUAUAUCCACCAGCUAAUAUAGGCUUUCUCCCAUAAUAUAUUGAAGCACACAAAGACAAUAACAUUGGCAAUGCUAAUGCUUGUUUGGCCUUUCACUUCACCUAUUGCUUUCUUCAACUUGCUUGGCAUUAUUUAUUUCUUAUCUCACAAGCCUACAAUGAAAUGGUUGUUGUUUC
Molecule: messenger RNA, 1386 nt
Organism: Cuscuta campestris
Lineage: Eukaryota; Viridiplantae; Streptophyta; Magnoliopsida; Solanales; Convolvulaceae
Source: the annotation of a GenBank genome assembly